AUGAAUGUGAGAUUCGAGUGGAAGGAUUUUGGGAUGUUCCCGGAGAGAUUGGCGUGGGAGAUGCCCCGAGGUGGAGACGGGGACGGAGGAGACAGUGAGGUCGGUGAGGUUGACGAGGCGAGCGAGGGAGAGUCCCGAGAGGCGGGGGAAGGAGGAGACGGGGGAGAAGGAGUGGAGCGAGUCCGGGAGGUGAGGGGGAGGGGAGAGGGAAGGGCAGUUGUGGAAAGAGAGGGAGGUGAGGGAGGGGGAGAGGGCUUUGAGGGCUGUGGAGGAGAUGGAGAGAUCGGAGGAGCAGUUUGUGAAGGAGAGGGAGGUGACGAGGCGGAAUGGGGAGCCGGUGUCGCAGGUUACGACGGUGGUGGCGGGUUUUUUGGAGGAGGGGUGGUGGUGGUUGCAGGGGUUCUUGAGGGUGAGGAUGUUGAGGGAUUCGAGGGCUUUGAGCUGCUUUGGGUCGAGUGGGGAGGUGGAGGAUGUGCGAGGGGGAGUGGGGGAGGUGCGUGGGACCAGGACCGGCUUUAG
Messenger RNA from Brassica napus (rape), 519 nucleotides. RefSeq names its product glycine-rich cell wall structural protein 1.0-like. The coding region runs from base 1 to 519 and encodes 172 amino acids. NCBI's taxonomy places the organism in Eukaryota, Viridiplantae, Streptophyta, Magnoliopsida, Brassicales, Brassicaceae. The record is from RefSeq and is a predicted model, not a curated record. The transcript has 2 exons.